Messenger RNA from Penicillium bovifimosum, 639 nucleotides. RefSeq lists its product as uncharacterized. The record is from RefSeq and is a predicted model, not a curated record. Bases 1 to 639 code for a protein of 212 amino acids. The transcript has a single exon. NCBI's taxonomy places the organism in Eukaryota, Fungi, Ascomycota, Eurotiomycetes, Eurotiales, Aspergillaceae.
AUGGAAGUCUCGCUCAUUAUCCUUCGACUCCUCAUGCUGCAGUUUACCAUCCUUGGCUUUCUGCAGACUGGGCAGAAACUCCCAUCCCUCCCAGGGGCCAGCGCUGCGAUGGCUGGUCUGUACUGCAAGGUGGACAAACGAUUCGAUGUGUGGAAGACACCCACCUCUCCACUUGAAGGAGGUUUGCGUCCCCUCCGUUCGAUUACGAAUGAACUGCAGACGUCAUACCCGGGUAUCAACAUGAUCCGUAGUUUUCAAGGUCGAGGCUUGAUACCGUCGAGCGCACAGACUUUGGCUACAAACUUAGGAGACUUUCGCUCUAUCUCAGUUCGCCGCUUUGCUGAUCAAGUCGAGCGAGAAGUUGAAACAUUUCUCAUUACACUCAAAGAUGAACAGAAUGGCCCCGCUACCUGGGAGGCGGCUCGUGCUGCGAUCAAUGAGUAUCUCUAUCAUAUCUGGCAGAGAGGGGGUCUAUAUGGCGAGACGCCUCAGCAAGCCUAUUACGUUCGACUUGGGCCCGGUAGUACCAUGACCUCCGAAGACAUCGACCAGGGCUUGAUGCAGGUCACGAUCGGCCUUGCAAUCAUUCGUACGGUAGAAUUUUUACAUUUCGAUUUCUCUUCUCAGUUACAAGUAUGA